AUGGUACUAUUUUUUUUCCUUUAUAUCGCAGUUGUAACAAUCAACGACUAUGCAAACACAUCCAGCCCUCACCCACCUGAUAUAAGAAACACAAAGAAGCUGAAUUGCUGUAUCACAAAUAAAGUUCAGAAGAUGGAUAUAGUUGAUAAUAAUCAACAAAUAUUGGAAGAUAAUUUAAAGUGGUAUGAAAAGGAUGAUUUCGAAUUUGAAAUGGUUGAGGAUGCUAUUGAAGAAAUUGAAACCAAUGAAAACAAUGAUAUAGAUUUUGAAGCAGACACAAUUGUAAAGCUGAAACGUCAGGGUUUGCAUACACACCAAGAAGGGAGUAACAAAGGGGUUGUAUUUCCUGCGGUCAUCUGGUUCCUGUUGUCCAAGUACAUUGCGCCAGAAGAUGUUUGGAGGUUUGCUUGUUUGUGUUAUGAUGCUUGUGCAGUUACAAAUACUGUGGCAUUUUGGAGGUCUCUGUACUUCAGGUAUAAGGAUGAGAAGAUCAAGCUUCCACGAUUUCUAUCUUCAGAGCUCAUUGAGGGAAUAUAUGGCGUUAGGUACUUAACAAUCUGUGCAUUAUACAUCAUGUAUGAGCCAUUUCGAAGAAGAACAGUUAUCCAUACUCCUAUUGGUGAAGGAAGCACAAGUCCUUACACAUUGAUAAACCAGAUAUGCAAAUACACCUGGUCAGAAUACAAACCAGGUGGCGAGUGUACCUGUUACCUGUUGUUUGAAGAUAUUCCUAAAACAAAAACUUUGUUGCAAUUUGAUAAUGAUAUUUAUGCUAAUAACUUUAAGAAUCAAACAAUUUUAAGAGUAUAUUGUCGCAGUUUUCAAAACCUUCCUCAAGCGGAAAUCAUGGGACUGCAGCUUUCAAACGUUUUCUUCAACGUUAGCAGCGACAUGAGAAACCAUAAAUUGAGGCUUAUUUUUCAGGGUGAGAGGAAAAGGGGAUACCAUCGUGCAAAUGGUAGCCAAGUGCCAGCUGUGCUUGAUCCAGUAAUUUGGGUUCAUAUCCUUCAUUGGUGGCACCCACAGUUUCUGAAUUGUAAGCGAGCAAAUUGAUGUAGGCCUAGAAUUGUAAUAAAUUUCAGUUUUGAUUCCUAUUAAGAAAUAUAGCAACCAUUGCAAUCAAAAUGGUGUAUGUGUGUGUGUGCAUACAUGGAUGUAUGUUAAGCUGACAUCAUCACAGGCAAACAUGAAUUUCCAAACACUUGUAUAUUAUUGAUUUUUGAUACAUGUAGCACUCUGGCCCUGUAGUAGCUUCAAAACAAUUUUGGGAAACAUGAAAUCAGUAUACAUUCAAGCCUUGAAGUUUUCACACCCAGUUUAAAGCUAAUUACAUUCCUUAUUUUUUUUAACCCAUACUUAAAACCCACUCUUACUAUUUAAAUGUCCAACCCCACAGCUUUCUACAGCUACCGAUGUUUGUAGUUUCUAAAUUCCAGCAAUAUAAAAACUUGUACGUAUUUACAGUACACUAUUUUUAAAUAAUUUCUGUUCAAAAUAUAAAAAAAUACAAGUAACAAA
This is a messenger RNA of Anneissia japonica, 1518 nucleotides long. Its product is annotated as transmembrane protein 183B-like. Gene Ontology annotation, cellular component: SCF ubiquitin ligase complex. NCBI's taxonomy places the organism in Eukaryota, Metazoa, Echinodermata, Crinoidea, Comatulida, Comatulidae. Gene Ontology annotation, biological process: regulation of protein stability. The transcript has 3 exons. The record is from RefSeq and is a predicted model, not a curated record. The coding region runs from base 1 to 1053 and encodes 350 amino acids.